This is a messenger RNA of Anopheles coluzzii, 6906 nucleotides long. RefSeq names its product E3 ubiquitin-protein ligase TRIM9 (gene Trim9). Gene Ontology annotation, molecular function: zinc ion binding; protein binding. The transcript has 10 exons. The coding region runs from base 909 to 3098 and encodes 729 amino acids. Lineage: Eukaryota; Metazoa; Arthropoda; Insecta; Diptera; Culicidae. The record is from RefSeq and is a predicted model, not a curated record.
GUGAAAUAUUAAAAUUUGAGAAAAAUCAACAAAAUUACUACAUCUGCAAAAUAAAUAAACAAAACCGUACAGAAGAUCAUAAGAAAGGGAAAAACAACGUGAAUAUUAAUAUCGACCUUUUUCCCCGUCCACCGAGGUGUGUUCCCUGUUCAUUAAAAAAGAUCCUUAAAAAUUUGAAGCAAACUCCGGCUCGUUUGAAGUUGUCGUUCUGUAGAACAGCCCGAAAAGUAACUGAAGUGUAAAAAAUUACCUUCUUUCCCCCGAAAGCAUCUUCUACGCGGCGAUACAACAACAACCAAACAAAUCCUAACCGUAAGCACGCUGUGAUGAAAAUGCCAAUUUUCCAUCAGUCAGGGAAAACGAGCUCCAACUGAGUGGAAGAAAACGUGAAACGUGCUCUAGUGUUUGUGGUUUUGGUGUGGUCCCGGCUUUGUGUAUUUGUGCUCGUGUGUGUGUGUGUGUAUGUUUAUGCUUAAUGUUUGUGGUUGGUGUGUAUAUGAUUUGCAUAUAAAUUGAUCAGUGUGCGGUGUUAUACUCGCUGCUCGUUCAAACCCAUCCACCCAAGGCAUGCCUUGUGUUCUGCCGGAGUGCUUGCGAAAAGGUGAUUUCGGUGUAACGCAAAGUCCCGGUUAUCCUCACGUGUGCUAAAGGUGUGUUUAUGCGUGUGUGUGUUUUCAAAAGCCAGUGUCCCCUGUAAAAAUCCCACGUGCGCGCGGUCUAGUGUUGUGGCAAGUGUCGGUUGUCUGUCGCAGUCCGCCCCAUCGAAGGACCAGCCAGCGGUGAAUGGUGAAGCACCUUCGCAGGUUGCUGCUGCGUGUGCUAGUGCUCCGCGGACUCCGGCAGGGAGUUCGGACCAUCGUCGCCAAGCUAGCUGGUGCGUCGCGUCGCGGCCAACGCCGUCCGUAGGCAUGGAGGAGGAACUGCGCUGUCCGGUGUGCAAGCAGCUUUACGCCAGCCCGGUACUGCUGCCCUGCUAUCACGCGCUCUGUCUCGCCUGUGCGCUGGACAUUCAGACGGCCUCCUCGUCGUCGUCGUCGACGGCCGGCUCGUCGUCCUCCUCCACCGCUUCGUCCACGUCGUCGGCGGGCCAUCCGCCCUGCCAUCCGGCCAUUGCAGCGGCCCAUCUGCACCAGUCGCACUCGCAGCACUCGUCCGCCGCCAGCACGGGCAGCUCGAGCGCUACCGAGAGCGUCUCGUCCGACCAGGACCAGGCGGACAAGGUGAGCAUCCUGAGCGAGGCGGACUCGGGCGUCAUCUGCUGCACGUCGCGGCCGGGCUCGUACGCCGGCACGCCCAACCUACAGGGGCUGCUGUUUCCGCCGGCCGGUUCGGGCGGGUCAGUGUACUCGCUCGCCUGCCCGGUGUGCCGGAAGCUGGUGUUUUUUGACGAGCUGGGCGCCCGCAAUCUGCCCCUGUACCGGGCGAUGGAGUCGAUAGUGGAUCGGUUCUGCGAGCGGGAGGCACUGCGCUGCCAGAUGUGUGAAACCGAGCCGCCGAAGGUGGCGACCGUCAUCUGCGAGCAGUGCGAAAUCCGGUACUGCGACGCGUGCCGGGAGCUGUGCCAUCCGGCGCGCGGCCCGCUGGCAAAGCACAGCCUGACCAAGCCGAGGGGAGCGUGUCAGCUGCGGGAGUCGAUCUGUGGCGAGCACACGGAACCGCUGACGAUGUACUGCAUGGGGUGCAAGCUGCCCAUCUGCAAUCAGUGCAUCGGGGACAACCGGCAUCAGUCGCACGACCUGCAGUCCAUUACGGCGAUGUGCAAAGCUCAGAAGACUGAACUAUCCCACAACCUACAGCAGCUCUCGGAAAAGGCGCGUUCGACAACGGAAUUCAUCCAAAGACUGAAGGGAAUGAGCGAUAAAGUGACGGAUUCGUGCAUCGAGUUCGAGCGGCUGGUGACGGUACAGUGCGAAGCGCUGAUAGCGGCCAUUAACGCCCGAAGGGACGUCCUGCUCGAUGUAAUACGAAGCGAUAAGGAAGCCAAAAUACGCACGCUAAAGGAUCAACAGGCAAGCUGUACAGGGAAGCUUCAGCAAACUACUGGUCUCAUUCAGUUCUGCAUCGAAGCGCUGAAGGAAACGGAUAGUGCAGCAUUCUUGCAGGUGGGCUCCAUGUUAAUUAACCGCGUCGCCAACACGGACAUGACCUGGCACCAGGAGGUCACGAAUGCGGCCCCACGCGUAUCGCCAAUUAUCGAUCUCACGCUCGACGACUCGUCGGUGAUACGCGCCAUCGAUAAUCUCAACUUCAUUCAGAUGAAGCCCGCCAAGGAGGGCGAGGAACGGCUACCGGCAGUGCCCCUAGCACCCGUCAUCAUCCCGGAGGACUGUUCGGCGGAGAACAACUCGGUAACUGUUGCAUGGCAGGCGCCAAGCCACUCGUUCGUGCAAGGAUACGUGCUGGAGCUGGACGACGGCAAUGGUGGCGAGUUCCGGGAGGUCUACUGCGGCAAGGAAACGAUCUGCACCGUCGACGGGCUGCACUUCAACUCGAUGUACAACGCACGUGUUAAAGCCUUCAACAACACUGGCGAGGGUGAAUACUCCGAGCUUAUUGGAUUACAGACGGCAGAAGUUGCCUGGUUCACAUUCGAUUCGGUCCUGAGCGGGGGCCCCUGUUCCGGGCUGAACUUCUCGAGCGAAAACCAAACCGUCUCGGCGGACGGCUGGGAGCAUCGGGUGGCGCUCGGCUCGGUCGGGUUUUCGCGCGGCGUCCACUACUGGGAGUUUACCAUCGACAAGUACACCGCCGACACGGAUCCGGCCUUUGGCGUGGCGCGGCUAGAUGUGGCCCGCGAUAAGAUGCUCGGCAAAGAUGACAAGGGCUUUGCGAUGUACAUCGAUCGGCAGCGGUCCUGGUUCCAGCACAACAGCGUGCACGAGCGGCGUGUCGAGGGUGGCAUCUCGACGGGCAGUACGGUCGGCGUGCUGCUUGACCUCGAACGGCACACGCUACACUUCAUCGUGAACGAGAUGCCGCAGGGCUCGGUGGCGUUCCGCGAUCUGUACGGCGUGUUCUAUCCGGCCGUCAGCGUCAAUCGUGGCGUAACGCUGACCCUGCACACCGGCCUGGAUGCGCCGCGGAUGGACUACCACUAGGGAGCGGUACGGGGUUUUGCAGUUGGGUUACACGGAUCGAUAAGAUGAACACACAUCACAACACACCCACCCCCUCCAUCGGCUUCUGUCGUACGCCCACGGGGCACGGGUAAGAGAUAGCAGACGAUGAUGGUGGGGAAGAGACGCGAUUCCUUUCUUGCAUAUAGCUUGUGGCGUGUAGAAAUUAGAAUAUUAGAGAAUGUAGUUUAAGAAGCUAUUUUUUUAUAUAAAUAAGUCCGUCACAGACAAAUGAGAAGGUUAGGAUUUAAGAGAAGCAUUUUGGUUCUUGUUUUAUGCGUAUGUAUGUUUCCUUCUGAUUUUAGCACCACUGACCUGAAUCCAUACGUUCCCAUGCGGUGACACAAAUUGUACAACUCGCUCAUAAUCGCUACACAAACAAUCGAAUGUUUGUCGAAAAUGUCGAACCAAAAUGUCCCAAUCGCAGCAGCAGAAAGAGAAGAAAGGUAGAGGUAAAAAGGUUAAGCACUGAACCGCAUGGGCAUGUCUCUCCCACAGGCAUGAACUCCGAACCGGACCGAACGCCAGCUUUAUCGCUCAGUUUUCAUCACUGGACACGAUUUUUUCGCGACCUUAGCUCGCUCCGUACCCUUACCGGGGAAGGCAGGAAAUGCUAAUAGAAAUGUACCGAAUUGGUUGCCACAGCCACAUAUCGGCACGGUGGGAGAUGAGCUCUAGCGCAGGAUUUGCAUUUUGCUCGUUUACCAAAUCCCCCUGCCCUGGCCGUGAGGUUCACAACCCGAAAGGUAAUUUCUCGGGCACGGCUCUAAGCCCAUUCGAGUAAGCCUUCUUUCUCUCUCUCUCUCUCUCUCUCGUAGCGCACCAAAGAAACCCCAAAUCAGCUCAAUCUUUGAACGUACCGGCCGGGCAGUGAAAGCGGCAAAUUUACGUUACCUUUGCGGGCAGGCACGUGCAGUUGCCACGCUGCGCCCAAUUAAUGCACAAACACAAAGGAAGAAAAGAAAACAACAAUAAUACACCGCGGACGGAUCGCGGUCGAUUAACAUUGGGUAUGCUAAUGCAAACCAGUGUUUGCACUCGGGUUUGAUACAAGAUAACGCUAGCACAUAUUCCCAUUUGCAUUCUGUGCCUGGAGGCAACCUAUCCGUUGGAGGAGCUAUCCAGCUGGCGUGGCAUUUUAUUUAUUUUAGCCUCAUACAGUUGGAGGCUUUUUGUUUACAACAAGCUAGGCUUUAAUUAAUCCCUUUUCAGAAUUUUUCGCUUUUUUGUUGGUUUGAAAGAAUCAUUUUUUCCCUGAAUUAGUAAUCCGGGAUGGAAAGGAAAUCAAUAUGUAUCAUGUUUCAAUUUGUGCAUGUUUGGAUUUAUUUGCUUUCCUUUGCUUUUAAAAAUGCAAUUGGAAAAGGAACAUGUCUUUUUUGUUUAAAUGAUUUUCCAAUGCAGCGAUCAAUAACGAUGACACACGAUUAAAACCGGGUCAGCUAGUUCCUUUUUUUUUGGUUAACAACCGACCGACCGAUCAUUAAAGGAUACUCGAUGAAAAAUUCAGCACCCUCGAUGAUGAUAAGCACAACGCACAGCAUAACGAGUUGCAAAUGAAUGUGCGAAUGAGAGGGAAGUGGGAAGUAAGAAGUGGGUUUUCCGGCCGUUUGCGAUUUAUUAAUUGGCAAGUGCUCGAUAGCGAAUGAUGGGAAGGAAGCAUGGAAAGAAAUGCUGCAAAAUAAUGACCGUAAUAAUAAAAAAAACAGUGAGACCCCGUUAAUUGGGGAAGGUAAAGCCGGACGUACGAGAUUUUAAAAUAAAACUCCUGCACACUCCUCCGGGUGCGUAUUAUGGAAAGAGGAAAAAGGGACGUGUGAAAUCGAUUUGAAAUCGAUUAAUAUGCUGCACUGUGCAAGCGGCAGCACAACAACUAUUAUUAUCAAUGAAUGAAUGCCUCGAGGUGCGGUACGAUAAAAAAGGGUAAAAGUUGUAUUUAUAGUGCCAGAAAUCAGAAGCAUAAGCGCAGAACAGCGUUCGAAAUAAUCGUCCCCGGGCAGGAAACAACAGCCGCUAUAGCGGCCAUAGUGGAUAGCGUUCCUAUUUUACCUUCUUUCCAACCUGUCCGUACAAGCGAGUGAGUGUCAAUUUGGUACCGAAAGGUUGAUUGGUACUGAAAGCACGGAAACGCGUCUGUCCAAUUAUGGAACGGUGAUGCUCGGUGGCUGCACAACCGUUUGUACGGGUCAGCAUAACACGUUCGCAUUAAACGAAUUAUGUUCUGGCCUGACCUUUGUGUGUGAUGAUCUCUACCAUUUUCUCUCUCUGUGUUGGAUGUGCACGCGAUAUUGGUGAUCGUUAUUAUUUGUGGUUCAUUAUUGCAGCUUGAUCGAGUUGUGCAUUGUCUUUUGUAUUUGUUUGGUUUGUUUUGGGGUGGAGGUAAAUCGAGGUAAAUCAUAUUUAUCUUUAGUUGUGACGUAUUACGUGACACUUUGAUUGUGUGAGUUUUAACACAACAACAAAAAACUCCAUUAUUUAUGCAUCACCCCCCAGAUGGGGUGAUUUUUCAUUUAUUACACUAAACUCGUUCGCAAACGCAACAAAAAGAAGGAAGGCAGCAGAUUAAAAUCAAACCUGUGCCGUUUUACUGCUGCAUCUGUAAAUAUGAGCAAAAUAUAAACAGCGAAAAAACAACACAUUGUAAAUAUAUACAAACGAACUGUUUUUUUAAAUGUAUUUCGAGCACAUCAUUUGCACGAUUAAUUCAUUUUAAGCAUGAACGAACUGGAAUCGAAACCGAGCGUAGGAUGAAUAUUGAAUCUAAAUGAGUGUUGAUUUAAAACAAAACCCGAAUCGAACAUAAACGCACAAGCGCUGUAUUAGCAAGAAAAGCUGAAAUCGAUAAAAUAGUGAAAAAAGAAUACAAUUUUCAACAAAUACACACACCCACAUUGGCAAUGCGAAAGCGAACGAAUGCAAACGAAAAACACUGCAAAAAUAUAAUCAUAAUCACAAGAGUGUACAGGACGAAAGAAUCGGAUUGUGUGUGUGUGGUAGUUUAAGGAAAUGGCCAUUAAUUUUGUACAAAGUGUAAAGUGAUGUAUUGGUUAAGUUAUUUUAUCGACAAACGCGAACUAGUUAAUGGAAAGACAAACGAACAUCGCAACGAAAUUGCGAUGUGUUUGUUUGAAGCCAGUUUGAAGAAAGGAUGAGAUAAAACAAAAGUAUCCUAAAUGUAUUCCAUUCUAACACGAAGCGAACACAAACACAAGCAAACGAUGACAAAACGAAAACAUUAAACUUCUGAUAAAACGAAGCAAACAGAACGAAUGUGAGAUUGGAAGUUUACAGCAACACAUGCUAAAUUCGAUGCACAUUACAUUACAGAGAGAAAAAUAAAACAUUUCAUUAGAUCAAUAACUUGAACGAAGUAAAACCUUAAUUGAAAAAAAAAAACGUGAGGAUAAAUGUUAUAUCCAAACCACACUCCCCACUGCAACAUGUACAGUUAAGCAACGAACAGUAGAGAAACAGAUGUGCUAGAUUCCUAUACCGAAAUGUAUUUGCUCGCUUUUUGCGUAAAGUUUAUGACAAACCGAUUGCGGCGAGAAACCCCCAAACUAACAAAGAGCUUCUGAUAAAUUAACCAUGUGAAAAAUGCAAAUGCAAAACUGAUAAACAAAAAUGAAAAUAGUUGCGUAGCAGAAACCUACUAAACACACGAAACAUGAAAAUAUCAAACAGGUGAACCAUAAGAUAAGCAGAACGAUAACUAACAUAGUAACAGAACAGAAGUAGAAAACGAAAACAAAAUGGCUCCAUCAUGGUGGAACAUUAAUCAAAGAGAAAGAGA